CCAGUGCAGUGACAUCGAAUAAAAUCUAAAUUUGAAAAUCAUUUGCACAGACCAGGACAUUCCAUCAGCAAUGGAGAUGUUUUUCAUCAUUUUUAGUAUGUUAUUCUCAUUCAGUGGAUUUAUAAAUGCAGAAAAUCCGUGUACAACGCCAGAUGGGAAGGAUGGCAUGUGUAUUCCAUUACGGAAGUGUCCGGCGCUUUGGAGAAAUUAUCGCAUAUCAACCAAAAGUCAACGUGAUUUUGUGAAAAAGUCCGAAUGUAAAACGGAUGGCAAUAUACAUUGGGUGUGUUGUGAGCCAUCUUUCAAAGAAUCUGACUUUCCCGAACCGGGCGAGUGUGGAUUGCAGGUGAGAGAGCGAAUUGUGGGCGGUGUAGAGACGGCGCCGGGCGAGUAUCCCUGGUUGGCGCUAAUUAAAUAUACACAUCCUCGUUAUCGACCACGGUUCGCUUGUGGUGGUUCUCUUAUCAAUAAAAAUUAUGUUCUAACGGCAGCGCACUGUGUGAGUACAAGUAUACUUAGUGGAUAUUCACCUAGAUCAGUUCGGUUAGGUGAACAUGAUUUAAACACGGAUCCCGACUGUACCGAAGAUGAUGGAGAGACACAGUGUGCGCCGCACGUGGUAGAUAUGGAAUUUUCUGAGAUAAUUAUUCAUGAAGAAUAUAAUCCAAGCUCAUCUACACAAUAUAAUGAUAUAGCAUUGAUUCGCUUAUCGAAUUCGGUAGAAUUUACAAAUUUUUUGAAGCCAAUAUGUUUACCGUUUGAGUCAACUUUAAGAGAUGGAAAUUUGGACGAUGUACCUUUUGUCGUAGCUGGAUUUGGAAGGACGGCUAAUGUUUGGAAUGCAACAUCAAGUAGUAUUAAGAUGAAAGUCGAUAUUGAUGGUUAUAAUUGGAACGAAUGCAAUGAAUUAUACUCACAAAGUUUACGGUCUACUCAAAUAUGUGUAGGAGGCAUUGAGGGAAAGGAUUCUUGCAGUGGUGAUUCCGGUGGUCCAUUGAUGAGAUAUACUUCACUGUCAAAUCGUCCACUUAUAUAUUUGAAUGGUAUUGUGUCUCGUGGCCAUAAAGUAUGUGGCAAAAAGGGAUACCCAGGAAUUUAUACUCGUGUCGAUAAAUAUCUCGGUUGGAUUAGACGUCACAUGAAGCCAUAAGUGACGAAGAUACCGUCUGAUUUGUAUGAAGUCCUUAUCACAUGAAAAUCCUUCACUCGAACACGGAAAUACAUUUAUAAUAUAUUGUUUUUUGAGUAAAAUUGCAAUCCUGGUGGCUGACCUGAGUCAUCUGGCUGGAAAUAUCUCAAUAUAAUGUCUGCCUGAAAUAAAGCUUUUCUUUAAUUAAAUCUUUUCUAAAUAUAUAUUAUUAUUAUUAUUAUUUUGCAUAACAUUAAAAUAAUUUGUACAAUGGAUUACCCGAUAUGAUCAACUCAAUA
Messenger RNA from Contarinia nasturtii (swede midge), 1428 nucleotides. RefSeq names its product serine protease easter-like. Gene Ontology annotation, molecular function: serine-type endopeptidase activity. Gene Ontology annotation, biological process: proteolysis. NCBI's taxonomy places the organism in Eukaryota, Metazoa, Arthropoda, Insecta, Diptera, Cecidomyiidae. The record is from RefSeq and is a predicted model, not a curated record. The transcript is spliced from 9 exons. The coding region runs from base 71 to 1150 and encodes 359 amino acids.